Arabidopsis arenosa is the source of this 826-nucleotide messenger RNA. Lineage: Eukaryota; Viridiplantae; Streptophyta; Magnoliopsida; Brassicales; Brassicaceae. The record is from the annotation of a GenBank genome assembly.
ACACAGUUCUCAGAUAAAACACUACACUCUCUGUUACAACUUUCUCAAAACAGCUUCCUAUAAUUUCUCUACAAAUGGCAUCUUCUCUCGCUCUUAAGAGACUUAUUUCUUCUUCCAUCGUUCCACGUUCCCGUAGCGUUCUUAAUCCAGCUGUUUCCUCUCGCCUCUUCAACACCAACGCCGUGAGGAGCUACGACGACGAUGGCGAGAAUGGACAAGGCGUUGAUUUCGAUCGCCGCUCUGUUCCUCGCCGCCGUGGUGAUUUCUUCUCAGAUGUGUUUGAUCCGUUCUCGCCCACGAGGAGCGUUAGUCAAGUGCUGAAUCUGAUGGACCAGUUCAUGGAAAAUCCUCUGUUAUCAGCUACUCGUGGCAUGGGAGCUUCAGGAGCUCGUCGUGGUUGGGAUAUAAAAGAGAAAGACGAUGCUCUGUACCUGAGAAUCGACAUGCCUGGGCUGAGCAGAGAGGAUGUGAAGCUGGCAUUGGAGCAGGACACUCUGGUGAUUAGAGGAGAAGGGAAAUACGAGGACGAUGGUGGCGAGGAAGGAGAGAGCGGUAAUCGGAAAUUCACUAGCAGGAUUGGAUUGCCUGAGAAGAUUUACAAGGUCGAUGAGAUUAAGGCGGAGAUGAAGAACGGAGUGUUGAAAGUUGUGAUUCCGAAGAUGAAAGAGCAAGAGACAAAUGAUGUGCGCCAGAUCGAGAUCAACUGAAGCGUCAUCGCUUGUUAUGUUCUUGUUUUUGCUUUGUUGAUAGGUCUUUGAAUAAUAAGUGUGUAGUGGUACGGUCGAUGUUGAGUCAUGGUCUCUAAGACUAAAGUUGAAGGAAUGUC